UUCCGCGCGCAGUUUGGGACGGUUGGCGACGCCGGCGGCUGAGGCGAGGGUGGCGGCGCAGUGAGGAGGGGUCCGCGGGCGCCCUCGGGAGAGAUGGCCGGCGGCGGGGCAGGCCUCUACGGGACCGCUACUUGCUCCGGGGCGGACUCGCCGCCUCUCCUCAGCCUGAGGCGACGGUCGAAGCAGCCGGGGCCGGAGGAGGCGGUUAUGCUUGAAAAAGUGUUGGGAGUAACUACGCAAACCAGCAGCGGUUUAACUUGCGACCCAAACACGGGAUACGUAGCGUAUCUGGCAGGAUGCGUCGUUGUGAUUUUAAAUCCCUGGAAGAACAAGCAAAGGCAUAUCUUCAAUACUUGGAGGAAAACAGUGAGCGCUCUGUCUUUCUCUCCUGACGGGAAAUUUAUUGUAACGGGCGAGAACGGACACAGGCCGGCAGUCCGAGUUUGGGACGUGGAGGAGAAGGCGCAAGUGACGGAGCUGCAUGGCCACAAGCACGGUGUGGCCUGUGUGGCUUUCUCUCCCAAUAUGAAAUACAUCGUCUCAGUUGGGUAUCAGCACGACAUGAGCAUCAACGUUUGGGACUGGAAGAAGGAUACGCUCGUUGCAUCCAACAAAGUGUCUUGUAAGGUUAUGGCCAUCUCCUUUUCGGAGGACAGCUACUUUGUCACGGUUGGCCACCGUCACGUCAAGUUCUGGUUCUUAGACGUGUCCAAGGAAGCAAAGAUUAAAGAGACUGUUCCGCUUGUCGGUCGCUCUGGGCUUCUUGGAGAGCUUCACAACAACAUCUUCUGCGACGUGGCGUGCGGCCAGGGGAAAAUGUCGGGCAACACGUUCUGCAUUUCUUACUCGGGGCUCCUCUGCCAGUUUAACGAGAAGCGCGUGCUGGAGAAAUGGAUCGAUCUGAAGGUCCCUCUUGCCAACUGCAUCUGCGUGAGUGAAAGUUUCAUUUUCUGCGGUUGCGCGAAUGGAAUAGUGCGAAUCUUCCAGACGCACAAUUUGCUGUACCUCACCAGCUUGCCGAAGCCGCACCACUUGGGCAUCGACGUAGCGAAAAAAGAAGCACCAAGAACGGCAGACGUCACCUGGCCCGACACCAUUGCCUUGGCCUUUGAUCCGAGCCAUCACUGGCUCUCCUGCGUCUACAAGGACCACAGCGUGUACAUUUGGAACGUGAAGGACACCGAUCAAGUUAGGAAAGUGUGGUCUGACCUCUUCCACAGCUCCUUUGUGUGGCACGUCGAGGUCUAUCCUGAGUUUGAAGACCACAGAGGCUGUUUGCCCCCAGGAUCCUUUCUAACGUGCUCGUCGGACAAUACGAUUCGGUGCUGGAGCUUGGAGAACAGCCCCCAAGCUGGCUGUCCGAAGAACAUCUACAGCAACAACUUGCUGAAGGUCGUCUACGUGGAAAACAACACCCAGCAUUUGCAAGAUUCAGCCAACGUGCCGGACCGAGGCGAAAACACGGGAUUCCUGGACGUAAAGCCUGGCGUCCGCGUCCUGCAGGUCAGCCCUGACGGCCAGCAUCUGGCUUCUGGUGACAGAGUUGGGAACCUGAGGAUACACGAACUAAACGGUAUGGAGGAGGUGAUGAAAGUUGAAGCCCACGACUCAGAAGUCCUGUGCUUAGAGUACUCUAAACCCGAAACAGGGAUGGCCCUCCUGGCCUCGGCAAGCAGAGACCGGCUGAUCCAUGUGUUAAACGUGGGGAAGAACUAUAAACUAGAGCAGACCUUAGCUGACCACUCCUCAGCCAUUACCGCUGUGAAGUUUGCUGGAGACGGCGGCAUUCAAAUGAUCAGCUGCGGAGCUGACAAAAGCAUCUAUUUUCGCAGCGCACAAAAGGUUGCCGACGGAGUCCACUUUGUUAGAACUCACCACGUUGCGGAGAAAACAACCUUGUAUGACAUGGAUAUCGAUAUAACCCAGAGAUACGUCGCCGUGGCCUGUCAAGACAGAAAUGUCAGGGUCUACAACACAGGCAGCGGGAAGCAGAAGUGCUGUUUCAAAGGUACACAAGGUGAAGACGGAUCAUUGCUGAAGGUCCAGCUGGAUCCUUCCGGAACAUUCCUGGCCACCAGCUGCUCUGACAAAAGCAUUUCUGUUAUUGACUUCCACUCGGGUGACUGCAUUGCCAAGAUGUUUGGGCAUUCUGAGGUGGUUACAGGGAUGAAGUUUACCUACGACUGCAAGCACCUGAUCACCGUUUCGGGAGACAGUUGUAUCUUUGUAUGGCACCUUAGCCCGGAAAUCACCGCCAGCAUGAAGCAACACUUGAUGGACCUGGAUCAAAUCCAGCAGCAGAAGAAAGCCAGAGACCAGGCCUGGUCUCCGCAGGUCAGGUGGGAGACCUACAUCACCGUACCGAGCGGGAGGACUUCCUGCAGGGCUGCUCUCCCAGCCGACUCCGACACGGAGGACGAGAAAGAGGAGGAAGGGAAGCUCCUGCAGACGCCCAGCAAAGAGGACUCGGAUGCAGGUCUUCCUUGUGUCCUGACCAAUGGAAGAUUGCCUAUGUGGGCAAAGAGACUGCUCGGUGAGGUAGAUCCUUCGGAGGGGGCGGUCUCAGCCUCCCGGGUGUGUUACCAGCCGCAAGGGCGAUGGGCCGAGCGGGCUGCCCAGGAGCCUAUCAAGACCAUGCUGGACGCGGAUCUGAAUUAUUUCACCCCCAUUAAGAACGACAGCCUGAGCGACGUAGAGCUGGAGCCCCGGAACCUGGAGCCGCUGCUCUCACAGUCUGAGGACUCCCCAGGCAACGUGACGGAGGACUUCAAAGAGCCAGAUCUGACUUCCAAGGACGAGGCCGCUCAAGAGCUCGGAUCCCUCCGGGCAGGCAGAAGCAGCCCAUCUGUGCAGACCAGCACUGCUCCUGCUGAGGCAGAGAGGAGGCCCCGGAAAGACCUGCACCUGGAGCUGCCUUUUCAGACAGAAGCCACGAAUGCGCCAGAGAAGCAGCCGCAUAAAAUGUACUCAGCCGUUUCCUUGGAUUUGGAGGCCUCUCUCUUCAGCCAGCCACAGGAGGACCAAGAGUCUGUGGUUUCUGAAGUCGAAGCAGAACUGAUCGACCUGGAGGAGAAAACGGGCUCUUUGCCCCAAACCCCAGAGCAAGAGAAAUACCUCAAGCACCAUUUUGAGACCCUGGCUGAUGUCCACAGUGAAGAAAAGUUUGACAGCACCCUCAAGGACUUGAAGCCACCUGAAGACGGAGAAGAGGAGGCUGCUCUGUUCCUCAACCCUCGCUUGAGCAUCUCUACCCGGUUUCUUUCACGCUGCAGGUUCCCCAGGAUGCGUCAGCCUGCACAGCCCACCUUGGGUCCUCCACAGCAGGCUAAGGAAGAGAGCCCACUGCCCAGAGAGCCCAAGACAUUAGAGAAACCUCCUGAGGGACUUCUGAUUGAGUUGGAAGACAAGCUGGAUACUAAAACGGGCAGCGCUUCAGAAUCACAGGUUCUCGUCAAAAGCUUUGAAACAAACCUGCAAUCUCUGUGCUCCAGAUUUCAAGAAACUUUGCAACUUUACGAUAAAGUGACGUCCUGCCAAGACUCCAGCCGGGAAGAGCAACUUCGGGCGAAGGAACGGCUGCUGAAGGCCUCCUGCUGGAUGAAGAAGGAGCUGGACUCGAGAGCCGGGAAGGUCGGCCUGGACGUGGCCACGGCCACGGACAGCCUCUGUGUGGGGCUGAGGCACCUCCGCGACGACGAGACCCAAUGCCUGCUGAAGUACUACUCUGACUCCUUGCUGGAAAUGGUGGAGAAGAAGCUGGAGGAAAGGAACAAGGCGGAAGUCGCCUGAAAUCCACCCCACGCCCCACAGCAAGUUAGGACACACACACCCCCCUCCAAACACGCACGCUUUUAAAAAAUUGCCCCUGAGAGACGCCCGUUUUUUUGGAACUCCUGAGGGGUUGGCUGUUUGGGGAGGCGAAAUUCUUGAGCGGUCGUCACGGGCGUUUCUCUGAGUAUGAAAGGUUGUAUGGUUUUUCCCCCCCUCCUCCCGAAGCAACAGUUUCCAUCCACUUUAGCUGUUUUAAAAGGGCCCGACUUCAUGAAAAGCAUCCUGUGCGAGAACGCGUUCAGCAGGCGCAAUCUCAGAAAUCUUCAGCUUAUUCUGAAAGUGAUUUUAUUUUUGCAAAAAGAAAAAAAAAGGCGUGUUUUGAAUAAUAAUAGUAGUAAUAAAACGUUGAACUGAAAA
This is a messenger RNA of Heteronotia binoei (common prickly gecko), 4188 nucleotides long. RefSeq names its product WD repeat domain 62 (gene WDR62). Gene Ontology annotation, cellular component: mitotic spindle. The transcript is spliced from 30 exons. Gene Ontology annotation, biological process: neurogenesis; regulation of mitotic cell cycle; mitotic spindle organization. Gene Ontology annotation, molecular function: protein binding. Bases 94 to 3789 code for a protein of 1231 amino acids. The record is from RefSeq and is a predicted model, not a curated record. NCBI's taxonomy places the organism in Eukaryota, Metazoa, Chordata, Lepidosauria, Squamata, Gekkonidae.